This is a messenger RNA of Chlorella variabilis, 813 nucleotides long. RefSeq lists its product as hypothetical. Bases 1 to 813 code for a protein of 270 amino acids. The record is from RefSeq and is a predicted model, not a curated record. The transcript is spliced from 4 exons. NCBI's taxonomy places the organism in Eukaryota, Viridiplantae, Chlorophyta, Trebouxiophyceae, Chlorellales, Chlorellaceae.
AUGAGCAGCGAGCUUGACAAGCUCAUAGCGGAGAGCGAGGAGGCCAUCAAGCGGCUCGAUGCCAUCCAGCAGCGCAAGCACAACGCCACAAUUUGGCAGCGCAUCACCCGACACUUCCACAAGAACUCCCCGCAUUUGAUCAACGUGCUGCUGGCGGGCAGCCUGCUGACUGUGGCCCUGGGGCGCUUGGCUCAGAAGCAGGACUUCCAGGCGGAGAAGGAGGAGUGGGAGCAGCAGCAGCGCCAUCUGCUGGCGGAGAAGCAGCAGGUGGAGCAGCGUGCAACAGCGUUGCUGAGCAGCACAGAGGCGCUGGUGACGGGGCUGGAGGAGGCGGCGGCGGGCAAGGGGCGGCGCGACCUGCCCCAGUUUGUUCUGCAGCAGCUGGCGGACUGGCGGCAGCAGGCGGCGGUGCAGCAGCAGCAACAGCUGGGCCUGCCUGCAGCAGCGGCGGCGGCAGGGUCUGCAGGCGCCGUGCUCCUGUACCUCAUCUGCAUAGGCUGCCUCAUGCACAUCCUGGUCUUUGGCUUUAUUGUGGGCCUCUGCCUCGACCCCAUCCGCACCAACGGCAGGGCCGUGAAGAAGGAAACUGUGGCCUCGACGGUGCCCAGCAGCGUGGCCCUGACAGCGGUCAGCAGCCCAGUGGAUGCGGACGCCGAGGCCCCUCGCCAGCCGCACCAGCAGGCGGUUGGGGAGGAGCAGGAGGACAGGCACAGCGGGAUUGAAGUGGACGUGGUGCAAGCCUGCAAGGAGCAUGCCGCCGCUGAGGCCGAUGUAGAGGAGCAUGCCGCCACUGAGACCGAAGGCGCUUCCUAA